UGAAGCCGAAUCGACGGCUGUAAGUCAAAACGACCAGCAAUCGUUUCGCGCGAAGACCAUUAUCCUCGCCUUUGUAAGCAAUUUUAUUGACCUGAAUAGUUCCGGCUGUGUUAAAUCGAGAAGAUGGCGAUGUCUGCAGUAAACCCUUCAAGUCUGCUGCCCCUAGAGCUGAUUGACAAGUGCAUUGGCUCCAAGAUCCACAUAAUCAUGAAAAGUGACAAAGAAAUUGUGGGAACGCUCCUCGGCUUUGACGACUUCGUCAAUAUGGUGCUCGAGGAUGUUACGGAAUACGAGAGCACGCCCGAAGGCAGGAGGAUUACGAAACUCGACCAAAUCCUUCUUAACGGCAACAACAUAACGAUGAUGGUUCCUGGAGGUGACAUGCCAGACUCGUGAACGAGAUGGUGUUCGUGCUUUCCCUUCGAGUGAAGGAGUUCAUUCAGCACUCAUUCCAGCAUUGUACAUAAGUUAUUAAAAUGUCAUCCCCUUAA
Molecule: messenger RNA, 491 nt
Organism: Rhipicephalus microplus (southern cattle tick)
Lineage: Eukaryota; Metazoa; Arthropoda; Arachnida; Ixodida; Ixodidae
Product: U6 snRNA-associated Sm-like protein LSm5
Biological process (GO): mRNA splicing, via spliceosome
Cellular component (GO): U6 snRNP; Lsm1-7-Pat1 complex; U4/U6 x U5 tri-snRNP complex
Molecular function (GO): RNA binding
Source: RefSeq, a predicted model, not a curated record